Molecule: messenger RNA, 588 nt
Organism: Staurois parvus
Lineage: Eukaryota; Metazoa; Chordata; Amphibia; Anura; Ranidae
Source: the annotation of a GenBank genome assembly
UAUUGGGACACCACUCCAAAUCAUUGGAUUCAGGUGUUCCACCUCCAUGGCCACAGGUGUAUAAAAUAAAGCAUUUAGGCAUGCAGACUGCUUCUACAAACAUUUGUGAAAGAAUGGGUCGCUCUCAUGAGCUCAGUCAAUUCAAGCGUGGUACCGUGAUAGGUUGCCACCUGUGCAAUAAGUCCAUCCAUGAAAUUUCCUUGCUACUAAAUAUUUUAUGGUCAACUGUUAGUGGUAUUAUAACAAAGUGGAAGCAACUGGGAACAAUAGCAACUCAGCCACACGAAGUGGUAGGCCAUGUAAAAUGAUAGAGUGGGGUCAGCGCAUGCUGAAGCGCACAGUGCGUGGAAGUCACCAGCUGUCUGCAGAGUCAAUAGCUAAAGACCUCCAAACUUUGUGUGGCUUUCAGAUUAGGACAACAGUGUGUAGAGAGCUUCAUGGAAUGGGUUUCCAUGGCCGAGCAGCUGCAUCCAAGCCUUAUAUCACCAAGUGCAAUGCAAAGCAUCAGAUGCAGUGGUGUAACGCACACCCCCACUGGACUCUUGAGAAUGGUACUUACCUGACUGCAUUGUGCCAAGUGUAAAGUUU